GCCCCUCCCCGGCGCAGAAUAAAUCGCUGAUCUCAUGCCCUGCGCGGCCGGAGCCCUUUGGCUCAGCCCCGGGACUCGCUCCAGGCAGGAUCCGGAACCCCCCCAGCCAUGACCUCGUACCGGGAGGAGCUGGAGAAGUACCGGGACAUCGACGAGGACAAAAUCCUGCAGGAAUUGUCCCCCGAGGAACUGGCCCAGCUGGACAUGGAGCUGAUGGAGAUGGACCCCGAGAACGUGCUGCUGCCGGCAGGGCUCCGGCAGCGGGACCAGACCCAGAAGAGCCCCACGGGCCCCCUGGAUCGGGAAGCGCUGCUGCAGCACCUGGAAAAGCAGGCGCUGGAAGCCGAGGAGCGCCAGGACCUGGUGCCCUUCACCGGCGAGAAGAAAG
Molecule: messenger RNA, 388 nt
Organism: Lepidothrix coronata (blue-crowned manakin)
Lineage: Eukaryota; Metazoa; Chordata; Aves; Passeriformes; Pipridae
Gene: TMOD4
Product: tropomodulin 4
Exons: 3
Biological process (GO): muscle contraction; pointed-end actin filament capping; myofibril assembly
Cellular component (GO): myofibril; striated muscle thin filament
Molecular function (GO): tropomyosin binding
Source: RefSeq, a predicted model, not a curated record